UGGACCUUUUAUAACUUUCAGCCAUUUGGCACAGACUCUAGAUAUUAACAGUCUACAACAGUGGAUGCCUCAAUGAGAAGGUCUAUUGGAAACAUAAUGGAGUUCACACAAGCUGAUAGGCAGCAUUUAGACAAGAGCAAACAGGACACAGGCUCUUUAGGAAACACUGAUGACGCCCUGAAAUAUGAUAGUGGGCGCGUAGCCCAUGACUUCAGCUGCAUCCACAGCAAAGAUCUGCUCCCUGCUGAAGAGGGAGAGGAAGCAACCAAGCACUUCCUGCAGGAGCUGGUUAACAUCUUGCUGGCCUACAUCAGUAAAUCCUUGAAACGCACCUCAAAAGUUCUAGAUUUUCACUAUCCACACCAGCUUAAGGAAGGUCUGGAGGGAUUCAGCCUGGAGCUUCCUGACCAGCCGGAUAAUCUGGAGCAGCUACUGGUGGACUGCAGAGACACACUGAAAUAUGGAGUUAAAACAGGUAAUCCAAGAUUCUUCAACCAGCUGUCAUCCGGACUUGACAUCAUUGGUCUAGCAGGAGAAUGGUUGACAUCCACAGCAAAUACAAACAUGUUCACUUAUGAAAUAUCCCCAGUUUUUAUACUCAUGGAGGAGGUAGUUCUGAGAAAAAUGCAUUCAAUUAUUGGAUGGCAAGAGGAAGAUGGAGAUGGCAUCUUUUGUCCUGGAGGCACCAUGUCCAAUCUGUACAGUGUGUUGUUGGCUAGGUUUCAUCUCUUUCCGGCAGUGAAGACCCACGGGAUGUCUGCGAUACCUCGCCUGGUGCUGUUCACCUCUGCGCACAGUCAUUAUUCAAUCAAGAAGUCUGCAGCAGUUCUCGGCAUCGGCUCUGAAAAUGUUAUAGUCGUCAGAUGUGAUGAAAGGGGGAAGAUGAUCUCAUCAGAACUGAACUCCAGCAUUGAUGCAGCAAAGUCUAAGGGUCUGGUCCCAUUCUAUGUCAAUGCAACUGCAGGAACCACAGUCUAUGGAGCCUUUGACCCUCUGAAUGAAAUAGCAGACAUUUGUGAGCGGCAUGGCAUAUGGAUGCACGUGGAUGCUGCUUGGGGUGGAGGCUUGCUUCUGUCAAACAAACAUCGUGUGAAAAUGCAAGGAAUUGAAAGAGCCCAUUCUGUGACCUGGAACCCGCACAAGAUGAUGGGCGUCCCACUGCAAUGCUCAGCCAUUCUAGUGAAGAAAAAGGGCCUCCUGCAGGAAUGUAAUCAACUCUGUGCUGAGUAUCUCUUCCAACCUGACAAGCACUAUGACGUGACCUAUGACACCGGGGACAAAAGCAUUCAGUGCGGACGGCAUGUGGACAUCUUUAAACUGUGGCUCAUGUGGAAGGCGAAGGGCUCCGAGGGUUUUGAAGCACAGGUCAACCACUGCCUAGAAAAUGCAGAGUAUCUUUACUACAAGCUGAAGAGAAGAACAGAUUUUCAGCUUGUCUUCAAAGGAAAACCUGAACACAGUAAUGUCUGCUUUUGGUAUCUCCCAAAACGAGUGCAAAACAUUCCUCCAGGCCCAGAGCGAGACAGAGAACUUCACAUGGUGGCUCCAAAAAUCAAGACAAAGAUGAUGGAGGAAGGAUUCACAAUGAUUGGCUAUCAACCUCUGGAAGACAAAGUGAAUUUCUUCCGUUGUGUUUUCUCCAAUCCAGCCACCCAGAGGGAGGAUGUGGACUUCCUAUUAGAUGAAAUUGCUCGUCUGGGCUGUGAACUCUAGAGUGCGAAAGACAUCUUUUUUGAAAAAUCACUCCUUUGUGUCGAGAUACAUAUUUAUUUAUUUCUUUCCUCAUACCACUGAUGCCAGUUGUCAUUACAUACAGUCCUGCAAGUAGCAUUACAGCUUUCUUUUUACGUCUAUCUUUGAACAUUAUUAGCUAUUAUUAAUAAUUUAUCCUUUGUCACAUUCCAAAGGAAAUAGAUGAAAACUCACUGAUUUUCAUUAAAUCAACAUGCUUCUUUAAGAGGCAUCCCUUAUACAGUAUACCAUGACUAAAUGGCACCUGCUCUUAAUCAAGUUAGAGUGAAUAGAGUGUAUUUUGAGUGAAUUUUGAAGGGAUAUUGGAAUAACUCCAGUCUUGCUGCUGUCAGAUAGCUCAAUUGUUUUGCAGUCUACUAGUGCCUCCUGCUGGUGGGAUCUUCUAAUACAAGACUAAGAGAACAUAUAAACUGUGUAUUAUAUAUAUUUUUUCUAUAGGGAUGCUCAAAUAAGCACAUUUUUGGUCUCUGUACAUCAGAAUUUAUUUGCAGCUUGUUGGUUUUUAUGCUUUGCUCUGUCCUACAUGAAAGGGAUUUUAUCUGAAAGUUAUUUUACACAUUAUUUAUUUGUCUACCACCUGCUGCUUUAGCUCCAUAAGUAAUAAAUUUAUGUAACAUACGGGUUCCUUCAAACUAGUUUUUUUUUUACUGCAGCACAACCUGUUAGCUGGGAUUAGUCUUAGAUUAGAUUAGUCUUCUAGACCACAAAUGACAGUUAAGACUGAAAAUUGGACAGAACUGCUGAUUUUUUUUUUUUUUUUUUUUUUUUACCAUUUUAUCCCAAGCUCUUUGUUCUGACAAUAUUUAUAUCCUUGUAUUUUCCAAAUGUAAAUUUCAAAAGCAUAUGACAACAUGCUUGCGCAAAGCAUAAGAGGAUUUUUGAGUGCGUGUGACUGCGAAGAUAGAUUGUGUCAGUGUUGUGUGUUAAUGGCCUGUUAAAGGCCCCUUUGGAUAGGUGAUUUACUAAAGUUAGAGGAGAAACCGACAUGUGGACAACACCAUCAAUCAUGUACAGUGCAGCCUAGUACUCUUGCAUGAUUUCAGCAAAUGCGUGCAGUUCUGUAGCAUGUUGACAGCAGGCCGAGGUAAAUGAGGUGUGCUCCUUUGGCAUUGUGAGACAGAGCUCUAAAUAUGCAUGAUUGCUAAAUCUACACCAAAAGUAUGUGGAGGCUGUUGGAACACCACACCCAUAUUUUCUUGUUGAACACUUUUAUGUUCAAAGCAAUGGGGAUUAAUAAGGAGUUGUUUCUGCUUUUACUGCUAUGACAGCUCCCACUCUUCUACAUUUACACAUUUAUUCAUUGAGCAGAUACAUCCAAAACAAAGCCUUUUCACUGGGUGUACAGGCAAAGUCUUUGGUAAAGUUUGGUAUGUUUGUCAUUCUUAACAUGAUUUUUAGGAUCACUCAAAUGUGCUAAUGUCUUUAAUACAUACAUUUUUCAUAUACCAUGUCUAUUUAUAAUCACACUUAGCCUAUAAAAUUACAAUUUAAAAACAUUCGAGUGAUGGUCUAAAGAGGAAUGCAAAAUGUAUACUAUGCUGAACACCUGAUCACUCAUAAUAAUUUGUCUUGUAUUAUAAUCAUUUAGUUUGUAUAGGAGUGAUUUGUCAAACUGCAAAAGCAUUAAUCACAUUAAGCAUUAAGCAACACAUCACAAUGUGGAAUGUUGAAAUGCAUGCAACGGAAAUGUAUGCUAUUUCUUUAAUAGUGUUUCCAAGAACGAUAGGCGAUAUUUCCCCCAAAACGGUAAAGACGCUGUCAUCAAUCAAGUGUGAUGGGUAGUGUUGACAGCUUCUGAUGCAGAUGGGUGAGCCGCGCUGGGCCAGAGCUCAUCACAUAUUUGGAUAUCAAUGUUACAUGUUGUAUUCAAAAAUUGUGUAAGAAAAUGAUUUAGAUGUACAUACAUUAUACAUAUCCAAUCAAAACAAUGUUUUAAAUUUGCAUUUUAGUGCCUAAAGUACAACUUAAAUCACUAAAAUCACAGGAGUAGGUCUACAGCAGUAACAUAAGCUAAUGAGAGAAAUUUUGAUCUAACAUCCAACAAGUUGCUGAUAACAUCAUUAAUAAUGUCUGGGGAACAGGGGCAUGAUAAUGUUUCAUUAAAGGAAUAGUUCAGGCAAAAAUGAAAAUUUUGUCAUCAUUUACUCACUCCCAUGUUGUUCCAAACCUGUAUGACCACCUUCUGCAGAACACAAAAGAUAUUUUGAAGAAUAUUGGUAACUAAACCAUUGACUUCUAUUGUAUGUACAUUAUAAGACAUUUCUCAAAAUAUCUUCUUUUACAUUUUCAGAAGAAAAUCAUACAGGUUUGGGACUACAUAAGAGUGAUGACAGAAUUUUCAUUUUUGGCUGAAUUAUCCCUUGUCUUCACGCUUAAAGCCUUUUUGACAAACACUACCGUUCAAAAGUUUGGGAUUUUUUUUUAAAGGAUUAGUUCACUUUCAAAUGAAAAUUACCCCAAGCUUUACUCACCCUCAAGCCAUCCUAGGUGUAUAUGACUUUCUUCUUUCUGACGAACACAAUCGUAGAAAUAUUAAGAAGGCUUUUAUUAACCCUCCGGAGUCGUGUGGAAUAUGUUUAUGAUGGAUGGAUGUGGAUGGAGACACUUUCUUCAGCUCAUACUCGUUUGGUAACGCAUACUGCCAUUAUAAAGCUUGGAUGCCUCAGGAUAUUUAUUAAUAUUUCUUCGAUUGUGUUCAUCAGAAAAAAGAAAGUCAUAUACACCUAGGAUGGUUAGAGGGCUUUGGGUAAUUUUCAUUUGAAAGUGAACUAAUCCCUUAAUGUUUUUGAAAGAAGUCUCUCAUGCUCACCAAGGCUGCAUUUAUUUGAUCAAAAAUACAGUAAAAACAUCUAUAUUGUGAAAUAUUAUUACAAUUUAUAAUAUUUUCUUCUAUUUUAUUCUGUAUUUUAUUCAUGUGAUGGCAAAGCUGAAUUUUCAGCAACCAUUACUCCAGUCUUCAGUGUCACAUGAUCCUUUAGAAAUUUUUCAGCGUUUUUGAUAAAUAGAAAGCUCAAAAGAACAGCAUUUGUUUGAAUCAAAAAAGUUUUUUGUAACAAUGUAAAAGUCUUUACUAUCAAUUUUAAACGAUUAAAAACAACAAAAUACUGACCCCAAACUUGAACAUUAUUGGAUCUGUAGGGCUGUAAAAUUGAUUAAUCGCGAUUAAUCGCAUCUAACAUAAGUUUUUGUUUACAUAAUAUAUGUGUGUGCAUAUAUAUAUUUAAUAUAUAUAAAUAUAAUGUCUGUUUGUGUGUGUACUGUAUAUACACACAUAUACAUAUACGUGUGUAUGUACACAGACACGCACAGACAUAUAUAUGAUAUACAGUAUAUAGAUAUAUAACACACACAUAAUAUUAUGUAAACAAAAACUUAUGUUAG
Messenger RNA from Ctenopharyngodon idella (grass carp), 5133 nucleotides. RefSeq names its product glutamate decarboxylase 3 (gene gad3). Lineage: Eukaryota; Metazoa; Chordata; Actinopteri; Cypriniformes; Xenocyprididae. Bases 73 to 1713 code for a protein of 546 amino acids. The transcript has 15 exons. The record is from RefSeq and is a predicted model, not a curated record. Gene Ontology annotation, molecular function: carboxy-lyase activity; pyridoxal phosphate binding. Gene Ontology annotation, cellular component: cytoplasm. Gene Ontology annotation, biological process: carboxylic acid metabolic process.